Messenger RNA from Chironomus riparius, 3870 nucleotides. The record is from the annotation of a GenBank genome assembly. NCBI's taxonomy places the organism in Eukaryota, Metazoa, Arthropoda, Insecta, Diptera, Chironomidae.
GCGAAGUCACAAAUUAUCGAAUAAAAUUUAUUGUUUUUGGCUAAGUUAAACACGAUUUUCGUGAAGUUAACUAGCUUUGAAUGACUUACUAGGUUAGGGAGUUGUUGGUGGCAAGUCCAUGACCUGAGGAAUCAUAAGAGCUAGACCAUGGGUUGGAACCAUUGAUUUUGAACCCAUCAUCUCUUUCUAGAAUGAAAGUUGUAAGCUAAAGAUUGCUUAAUCAUGAUUCUUUGUUCAUUUUAAACCUGAUUUCACAAUUUGUCAAACUUUAAGUUUUUUUUUUUGAAUUUAUCACAAUUUUUCAACAACGUUUUAAUUCCCACAAAAACCUAUAAAAAAAGUCAAAAGUAAAAAAAUAUUUUUAUCGAUACUUCAUGCUGCUCAUUAUGAUUUACCGUCAAAGUUUACGACAAUCACGACUUUCUCGAUUGUUUAACGUUUUUUUCGUGAAUUUUCUGUGAAAAUAUUCACCAAUUAUGAAUUCCGACUUUUUUGUAUAAAAGCCGCGCUUAACUUCAACCAAAUCAUCAAUCAACUUUCAUCAAUUCAAAGUGAUCAGUUCAAAAAUAUCAAAAGAAAAAACAACUUCAAAAAUGGAUUCUUUCAAAUUCUUCGCAAUUUUCGUCCUUUUCAUCGCUCAAUUGGUCAGCUUGGCUUAUGGCGGAUCCGACACUUACUUUGAAUCAUCAUCAGAAAUGCCAAUUUCAUCAUCUUACUAUGAACCAACCCUUGGAGUUCUACCAAGUGGAUGUUAAGAAGUCAAUAAAGACGAGAUGGUUUGGAGAGUUUACUGUGGAUUGAUGUGAAUUAUAACAUAAAAUGUGGAUUGAAUUUUUUUAUAUAUUUAUAUGGAAAAGGAUUUUAAUAAAGAAAUUUGAAAAAUAAAAAAAAAAACAUUUUAUUUUCUUUCUUAGAUAUAGGUUAGGUAUAGGUUAGGUAUAGGUUAGGUAUAGGUUAGGUAUAGGUUAGGUAUAGGUUAGGUAUAGGUUAGGUAUAGGUUAGGUAUAGGUUAGGUAUAGGUUAGGUAUAGGUUAGGUAUAGGUUAGGUAUAGGUUAGGUAUAGGUUAGGUAUAGGUUAGGUAUAGGUUAGGUAUAGGUUAGGUAUAGGUUAGGUAUAGGUUAGGUAUAGGUUAGGUAUAGGUUAGGUAUAGGUUAGGUAUAGGUUAGGUAUAGGUUAGGUAUAGGUUAGGUAUAGGUUAGGUAUAGGUUAGGUAUAGGUUAGGUAUAGGUUAGGUAUAGGUUAGGUAUAGGUUAGGUAUAGGUUAGGUAUAGGUUAGGUAUAGGUUAGGUAUAGGUUAGGUAUAGGUUAGGUAUAGGUUAGGUAUAGGUUAGGUAUAGGUUAGGUAUAGGUUAGGUAUAGGUUAGGUAUAGGUUAGGUAUAGGUUAGGUAUAGGUUAGGUAUAGGUUAGGUAUAGGUUAGGUAUAGGUUAGGUAUAGGUUAGGUAUAGGUUAGGUAUAGGUUAGGUAUAGGUUAGGUAUAGGUUAGGUAUAGGUUAGGUAUAGGUUAGGUAUAGGUUAGGUAUAGGUUAGGUAUAGGUUAGGUAUAGGUUAGGUAUAGGUUAGGUAUAGGUUAGGUAUAGGUUAGGUAUAGGUUAGGUAUAGGUUAGGUAUAGGUUAGGUAUAGGUUAGGUAUAGGUUAGGUAUAGGUUAGGUAUAGGUUAGGUAUAGGUUAGGUAUAGGUUAGGUAUAGGUUAGGUAUAGGUUAGGUAUAGGUUAGGUAUAGGUUAGGUAUAGGUUAGGUAUAGGUUAGGUAUAGGUUAGGUAUAGGUUAGGUAUAGGUUAGGUAUAGGUUAGGUAUAGGUUAGGUAUAGGUUAGGUAUAGGUUAGGUAUAGGUUAGGUAUAGGUUAGGUAUAGGUUAGGUAUAGGUUAGGUAUAGGUUAGGUAUAGGUUAGGUAUAGGUUAGGUAUAGGUUAGGUAUAGGUUAGGUAUAGGUUAGGUAUAGGUUAGGUAUAGGUUAGGUAUAGGUUAGGUAUAGGUUAGGUAUAGGUUAGGUAUAGGUUAGGUAUAGGUUAGGUAUAGGUUAGGUAUAGGUUAGGUAUAGGUUAGGUAUAGGUUAGGUAUAGGUUAGGUAUAGGUUAGGUAUAGGUUAGGUAUAGGUUAGGUAUAGGUUAGGUAUAGGUUAGGUAUAGGUUAGGUAUAGGUUAGGUAUAGGUUAGGUAUAGGUUAGGUAUAGGUUAGGUAUAGGUUAGGUAUAGGUUAGGUAUAGGUUAGGUAUAGGUUAGGUAUAGGUUAGGUAUAGGUUAGGUAUAGGUUAGGUAUAGGUUAGGUAUAGGUUAGGUAUAGGUUAGGUAUAGGUUAAGAAAAGUUAAAUAGCAAAAUAUAAUAGCAAAUGAAUUUUAAAAUACAAUUGGUAUCAUUGCUCAUAAAAAUGUCAAAGUGCAAUUAAAAAUUUAAAAAUUGCAAAUUAUCUUGAAACAAAAUCAACGCAUUUUUUAAUUCAGUAUUUAAAAAAAAUUAUUUUAGUUUUAGUCAUUGCAUUGACAUUAAAUGUGUUCCAUAAAUUUUUUAAUCUUAUCCUCAAUAUUAUUAAUAAAUUGUGGAUCUCCAGCUCGUAAAACCACGUCAUAUCCAUACAUUCGGUUCACAGCAAUGAAAUGUUUGUCAUCUAGCAAAAGUGUGUCGAGCUUCGAUUGCUAUGUCAAAGCAUAUAGUCGUACAAAUACAACAAUGAAUGUUUUCGUGAAUCUAACACGGCCAAUUUUCGCUGCUAAGGCUCGAUAUGACUUGACCUAUAAAUAUUUGACAAAUUCACAGCGAUCGAUCAUCAACUCAACUCUGGAAAUUUGUGAAUUUUUGAAUGGAACAUCAGCGAAUCCAGUUUUUAAGUGGAUUGUUGGAUUUAUGAAGAACUUUGAUCAAAUGCUGCACGCAUGUCCAUAUACUGGAAAUCUCAUCUUUAAGGACCUUAGUGUGGAUAUAAAGCAAUUUGUAUCUGCAUUUCCAAGUGGCGUUUACAUGACAAUCAUGAAGUUUUUUGAUGAUGUGGAUGAGAAUAUUAUGACACUGAAAUUUUCACAAGAUUUAAUAUCGAAGGAUAGAGAGACUUUUUAGGGGACUUUGAUAACUUCUCACUGCUAAUCACAACAACAUCUAAUCAACCAGUCUAUAAUGCUUGUUAAUUUUUAAUCAAACAAUGUUGAUAAAAAUCAUUAAAAAUAAUUUUACAUCCAAAUUGUCUAAACAAAAAAAUAAACAAUUAUUCACAAUUUUUCUGAACUAUGUUCAGUUUAUGUCACUCCAUCGAAUUCAAAUGUUUUCAGCAACAAUUCUUCUAUUUAUAGCAACAUUUUCAAUAAAUUUUACAUCUCCAGCCCGGAAAGUCACUUCAUAUCCAAUCAUACGGUUCACAACGAUGAAAUGUUGGUCAUCAAAUAAAAGCUUAUCAGGCUACAACUGCUAUGUCAAGGCAUACAGUCGAACAAACACAACAAUGAAUGCAUUUGUGAAUCUUACAAGACCUCUUUUUGCUGUUAAAGCUCGAUAUGAUUUGACUUAUAAAUAUUUGACAAAUUCACAGCGUUCAAUCAUCAAUUCGACGCUAGAAAUUUGUGAGUUUUUAAAUGGAACUGCAUCAAAUCCUGUUUUAAAGUGGAUUAUUGGAUUGAUGGAGAAUUUGGAUCAGUUGUUGCAUGCGUGUCCUUAUCAGGCAAGUUGGUUUAUUGGCUAAUGAGUGUUGUAUGAAGAAUUUUAGGUUUAAUUGGUGUGAAAACUGUGUUUAAGGUGGUCUGACCUUCAAUAGCCGACUAUUUUCUCAGUCAAGGACGUUAAAAUAGAGGUUCAAAUCCAAAACGCCAUUGCCGAAGCUCCUGUUUUAAGUAUACAGACCAAAAAGUACCCAUAAGUUGAUGAUCCUUUUCACUACUUCUCCC